Myripristis murdjan (pinecone soldierfish) is the source of this 3644-nucleotide messenger RNA. RefSeq names its product adenylate kinase 4 (gene ak4). The transcript is spliced from 6 exons. NCBI's taxonomy places the organism in Eukaryota, Metazoa, Chordata, Actinopteri, Holocentriformes, Holocentridae. Gene Ontology annotation, biological process: nucleobase-containing compound metabolic process. Gene Ontology annotation, molecular function: ATP binding; AMP kinase activity. Gene Ontology annotation, cellular component: mitochondrion. Bases 310 to 990 code for a protein of 226 amino acids. The record is from RefSeq and is a predicted model, not a curated record.
AAUAGGGCGUUGUAGAGACUCCCCCAUUCAUUCGCAGAGAAAAAUCUUUCCUCUUAAAGACGUAGGCGAGCCUAAUGCACCCAUUGGGGUGCUGAGAGAAAAAAAGGGGGAAAAACUUUUCGAUUUGAUAGAGCUUCUGCUUUGCUGGAGAGCCAAUGUGCGUAGAGAACGGUCUUUGUGUGAAGCAAAGACGCGCAGAUUCCUAAGAUAGGCUGAAAUUUGCGUUGCGCAAACCCCCUAUGCGGAAAAGGAACAGCCACUUUGUGCAUCUCCUUGGUUCUUCACCAGCGGGCUGUUUUUGCGGAGAACAUGGCCAAAUUGUUCCGAGCUGCUAUCAUGGGUCCACCAGGAUCUGGGAAGGGAACCAUAUCUAAGAGGAUUGCAGAAAGUUUUGGGCUACAGUACCUGUCCAGUGGCCACUAUUUGCGGGAGAGCAUAGCAGCAAAUACAGAGGCAGGCAUACUGGUGAAGAGGUAUGUAGAAAGAGGCCUGUUGGUGCCUGACAAUGUCAUGACCAGACUCAUGGUGCCCAGACUGGAGCAGCUGAGAAAUCACAGCUGGCUGCUGGAUGGUUUUCCUCGGACACUUGCACAGGCCCAGGCCCUGAACAGUGUGUGUGAGCUGGACCUGGUCAUCAGCCUCAACAUCCCCUACGAGACGCUGAAGGACAGACUGAGUGACCGCUGGAUCCACCCGGCCAGCGGCAGAGUCUACAACAUGGGCUUCAACCCUCCGCAAGUCCAGGGCAGGGAUGACAUCACCGGGGAGCCACUAAUUCAGCACGAGGACGACAAGCCAGAAGCCCUGGUGGCCAGACUGAGACACUACAAAGACGUGGCCAAGCCUGUCAUAGACCUAUACAAGUCACAGGGAAUCCUGCACUCAUUUUCAGGUACAGAGACAGACCGGAUCUGGCCUUACAUCAGCUCGCUCCUCAGCGCUAAGAUCGACACACAGCCUUCCACCCCCUGCCAGAACCCAAUGCCCUGACACGUCUCAUGUAUAAAAAGGCCGGGGGGAAGCAUCUAGUGAGGAUCUGGUGGGAGUCAGUGACAUUUGUACACGCUAAUCUUGAGGUCAGCAUUCACUUUGUCUCACAAAAGUUAGAAAAGUGGACGAGGAAACUGAUCAAAAUCCAGGCCUUUCCCUCAAUGUGUGAUUUUCAAAUGUGUGAUUUUGCAGUCAGAAAAUUCUCAAAAUGAGAAUGUUGAUGUCUGCAUAAUAUAUGUAUGAAAACCUUCACAUCCCUUUAGACAAAGAGAAGGACCACAGUUAUAGUAAAACUUAGCAAUUUUAUGGCAGCAUCUAUCAACAAGCACAUCAUUGUAACUUUUUCUUUUGAUUUGCAGGUGUUUUAAUUGCCACACAUUUACCGCAAAUAUUCUAAUUUUACACAUUUAAUGUAGAUGCAUACAAACACAAUUUCAGGAAAGCUGUGGCAAAAUUGGGCAAAAUUGAAAAAAAAAAAAAAAAAAAAAAGACACCAAAAUCCUGGAGAGACCAAGUAUGAAGGCUGCCCUUUGCAGUUGUCCUCUUUUGGCUGUAUAUAAGGGUUUAUUCAUUAUAAAUAAAUAAUAAAUUGGCAACAACAGCCAUAUGAGAAAUUCUCAGGACUAUUCAGCAAAAUUAACAUAUUCAAUAAACUGGCAACUUUUUAACAUACUUGCACUAACAGCUAGGUGGGCUUUACCACAAAGGACAAGAAAGUACUAAGAACUGAAGAGUUUCAUUCCAAAAUUAGAUAUGUGAUACCUAUGCCUGUAGAAUGAUUGCUAGUGUCAGACAUGCACACACAUUAUUGUGCAUCAUUAUACAGGCUAUAUAUAUAUAUAUAUAGCCUGACUUGAAACCCUUCAGUUGUUUUCAAAAAAUAAUUGACCUAACUGUAAAACUAAAGACUAGUACAGCAACUGUCAUUAACCAUUACCUAUACACUGAGUGAAAUUUUUAUCACAGCUAUUGUCACCAUAGGUUUCGUGACAGAUUCAGUGGAAGCACUAAUGAUACUCUGUACUCAUACUUUAGCAUCUUAGAUAUUAGUCAGUGGGGAGAUGUGAUUUUUCUCUUCUCAAAUGUGCUACCACGUUGGGGAUCCUUGGUGUUGAGAAGGCUCUUGUGCUGGUUUGCAGUCAUUUCAUUUUCAAUUCCUUGGCUUCAUCAGUUCCUAAUAUAUUCAUGAAAUGGUAAUGCACUGUAUAAAACAUUUCUUUACUUUUGUGCUGGAGUGCUGGAAUGCUGUUUUGCGCAAUCAUCAAGACAGAAAGCAGACCAAUCUGUUUAGGUGUGUCGAGGUGGAUCAAAAACCCGUACACCUUCCUCACUCUGCGGCACACUCAGAAGCUCGAGUGGAGACCAGCGCUUAGUAUUUGGAGUGCCUUCAGUGUUGUUACAUUCCUUUAAAUAUGAAAUGUUGUCUCGACAUUUUGUUCUUGCACUCAAACCUACAUGUCAGAGGUUUCUCUUCAUAUAACAGCUUUAAAAUGUUUUCUUUUUUUCUUUGAACAAUUGCUGGAUAUAAUUUCAGUAGGUAUUAGUUUAGUUUUAGGAUACUGAAGCAUGAAAACAUCUUAUGUAUACAGACAUUUUUUUUAAAAAACCUUGAGAACAUAGUUCAAUGUCAACUUUCAGGGACUAAGAAAAACAUUUCUUUUUAUGUUUGUGACCAUUUCUUUCUUUUUUUUUUUUUGUUUUGUUUUGUUUUGGAAAGAUUUUAUCAAACCAAGAGCUGUGGGUUUGUUUUUUCAACCCACAGAUGAAUGUGCAAAGCUUAAACUGAAGUUAAAACCAUGAAAAUCACCAAAAUUUGAGUGACCUGACUUUCAUCCGACAGCUUUAUCUUGUCAGUUAAAAUGCAAAUGCACAACUUAAUGUUUCAGCUCCGCCCCAGUGAACUGUGCAAUAACGUGACGCACUUAAAACACACUCUUGUCACUGCUGGUUAGAACUUUUUGAUAAUUUUAGGGUUGCUCACUGUAUUGAGUCACUAUAAAGCCUUGAAAGCAUAGCACUUAUUGCAGGGAUGAGACAUGACCAAAAUAUUUUAUUUUUUAUCAGUUCCUUCCUGAGGUUAAAGCAGCCCUUUGGCUGCUGAUGUCAUAUUUUUCAUUAAAAAAAUGUGUAUAUAUAUUGAUGUUAGUUACUGUGGAAGAGUAGUCUCCCAUUCAUGCUAUCAUUGAUGAAUUCUAAACAGACCAAAGAUAAUCAUGUAAGACAAAUCACACUAGCUCUGACUCGUGACUCCUUUAUACUGGUUACUUGAAAUGUCCAUGAUCUUUGAAAUUAAAUUGAUUUUACUGCUGCACAGUCACUUGGGUAACAGUGUCAGCUGAAUGCCUACAAUGUGAAUGUAACAUGUCCAAAACCUGCCUGUGUACCAAGAGAGUACAGAUUUGUGCAUCAGUGGAUGAAUGUGUAUUGUGAUAUGAAUAUGUUUAUCAUCAUCAUAUUUACAGUACUUUUUAUUUUCCAAGUGCCUGGAGGCUCGGUCUCUGCUGUUCAGUGAAUGGUUGUGAAUGGGUUAAACUGUGUGUGGUUGCGCCCUGUUGUUGCACAAUACCACAAUAUCUUUUUUUUGCCCUUUUUUCUUUUUCGGUUUGCUGUCCUAACAUGACCCAUCUCAAGUACAAUAAACAAAUAUUUUCUCA